AUGAUCAUCUGGAAUUUCGGCGUCGUGGGAAUGAUCUGCAUCCACUGGAAAGGGCCGUUGCGGCUGCAGCAGGCGUACCUCAUUGUCAUCAGCGCCCUCAUGGCCCUCAUCUUCAUCAAAUACCUGCCCGAAUGGUCAGCAUGGGUCAUACUGGGAGCCAUCUCGAUAUAUGAUCUGAUUGCGGUGCUUUGUCCGAAAGGCCCGUUGAGGAUGCUGGUAGAGACGGCGCAAGAAAGAAACGAGCCAAUUUUCCCUGCGCUCAUAUAUUCAUCUGCCAUGGUUUGGAUGGUUGGCAUGGCUGACUCUAGUAAUCCAGAUUCCGCUGAUGAAAGGCAGCGGAAUGAGGGCGGAGCUUUAGCACAGGAAGGGUUGGAGUCAGAGGAUGAUGCGGCUCAGGGAGGGAGGCGGCGGUAUUCAGCAGAAGAGGACCUUGAGGAAGACCGAGGGGUGAAGCUGGGUCUUGGUGAUUUCAUCUUCUACAGUGUGCUGGUGGGAAAGGCGGCCACCACCGGAGGAGACUGGAACACCACACUGGCCUGUUUCGUGGCCAUUCUCAUUGUGAGUGUCUCAACUAGCCUUUAA
Molecule: messenger RNA, 582 nt
Organism: Sinocyclocheilus rhinocerous
Lineage: Eukaryota; Metazoa; Chordata; Actinopteri; Cypriniformes; Cyprinidae
Product: presenilin-2-like
Exons: 5
Coding region: 1-582 (193 amino acids)
Biological process (GO): calcium ion homeostasis; amyloid-beta formation; Notch signaling pathway
Cellular component (GO): gamma-secretase complex; membrane
Molecular function (GO): aspartic endopeptidase activity, intramembrane cleaving
Source: RefSeq, a predicted model, not a curated record